AUGAAGGGAAGUUCAGUCACUCUGAACUCUGGUCUUACUAAAAUGAAAGAUGAUGAUCAGAUUCAGUGGAGGUUUGGAAAUGAAAACACUUUAAUAGCUGAAAUCAAUAAACGGACCAACAGCAUGACUGUGUAUGAUGAUGUUCUUGAUGGGAGAUUCAGAGACAGACUGAAGCUGGACAAACAAACUGGAUCCCUGACCAUCACAAACAUCACAACUCAACAUGCUGGAGAUUAUGAACUACAGAUCAACAAUGUGAGAAAGUGUUUCCUUCUCACUGUCUAUGCUCGUCUGCCUUUUCCUGUCAUCAGUAGAUACUGUUCUUCAUCAUCAUCAUCAUCAUAUUGUUCAUUGUUGUGUUCAGUGCUGAAUGUGAGAAAUGUGACUCUCUCCUGGUACAAAGGAAACAGUUUAUUGUCCAGCAUCAGUGUGUCUAAUGUCAGCAUCAGUUUCUCUCUACAUCUGGAGGUGGAAUAUCAGGAUAAAAACAGCUACAGCUGUGUGCUCAACAAUCCCAUCAGCAACCAGACCACACAUCUGGACAUCACUCAACUCUGUCACACAUGUUCAGACUCUGAACACUGUUGUGGUUCUACUGAAGCUGUGAUGCAAUUGGUCCUCUCUGCUCUGGUGGGCGUGGCUACUAUCAUUAUUGUGGUUUAUGACAUCAGAUCCAGAAGAGCAGAACAAGAUCAAGAACAAAUUCACACCUCAGGAAUCUAAAUGACGAUGCUGUAAUUUGUCAUAUAACUAUUUUUUGAAUGAUUUGUCAAUCUUUUUUUUUUUUUACAGGCUUUAUAUAAUCAUCUGCUGGUAUGGGUGAAGCUAAUUUCCAAAUGCUCAUAACGUUAUGAAGCGAUGAGAAAACUUUCCGUAAGCGAAGAAAAAAAAAUAAUGACUUUAUUCAACAAUUCCUUUGUCAACAGUCUCCUCUGUGUCUCUCUAUAUCUCCGUAUG
This is a messenger RNA of Cyprinus carpio (common carp), 957 nucleotides long. RefSeq names its product SLAM family member 9-like. NCBI's taxonomy places the organism in Eukaryota, Metazoa, Chordata, Actinopteri, Cypriniformes, Cyprinidae. The record is from RefSeq and is a predicted model, not a curated record. The transcript has 3 exons. The coding region runs from base 1 to 723 and encodes 240 amino acids.